GUCCUGAGGCGCCUGUUGGAUCGGUCCGUCACGGAGCACGCGGAGGAGCUGUCCGUGGAGGUGAACCAGGGAAGCCACGACCCUCCGGAGCUCGCGGCGCUGAUGGUAAAGGUGGUCCUGGAGCACGAGGACAAGACCACGGACCCAGUUCUCAAAGUGCUGAAGACGGUGGACAAGAAGAAGAGGAGUGGCAUGAUCGAGGUUGGCGAGUUGCCUGAGGUCUUCCGACUCCUGAAGGAGGACGAACUCCAAGUCGGCACGCAUGUUUGCUUCGGAGACAUCACCUACGAGGAGGUGGACUUCGUCUCAAGCAUCCUCGAGAAGUCCUCCUUGGCAAAGGAGGGGCAGAUCAGCCACGAGGACCUGAAGGCUUACAUUGAAAACCAGGACCUACAGCCCAGUGAAGGGGGGCACCCCACCAGCCUUGCGGGCACCCUGGUCUUGAUGCGCUUGGAAGCCUGGAAGAAGGCCUCCUCCGUGGAGAAGUUGAUGAGUCCAAGGGCCUGGCGCCUGCAGCUCUCGGGAGGCGAAGCCCUGGGCGAGGCCCAGGAAAAGGCCCAGGGGGCCGGCGCCCAGGCGGAGGAGCCGGCCAAGGAGACCAACGCUCCGGCGGAGCCGCAAGGGGAGCCACCGAAGGAAGAGACUUCGGGAAAGGACAAGGAGAAGGACAAGGAGAAGAAAGAGAAGAAGGACAAGAAGGAGAAGAAGGAGAAGAAAGAAAAGAAGUGA
Symbiodinium sp. CCMP2592 is the source of this 729-nucleotide messenger RNA. The record is from the annotation of a GenBank genome assembly. NCBI's taxonomy places the organism in Eukaryota, Dinophyceae, Suessiales, Symbiodiniaceae.